Molecule: messenger RNA, 5093 nt
Organism: Pseudopipra pipra
Lineage: Eukaryota; Metazoa; Chordata; Aves; Passeriformes; Pipridae
Gene: SIPA1
Product: signal-induced proliferation-associated 1
Exons: 15
Coding region: 832-4347 (1171 amino acids)
Biological process (GO): regulation of small GTPase mediated signal transduction; activation of GTPase activity
Cellular component (GO): cytoplasm
Molecular function (GO): protein binding; GTPase activator activity
Source: RefSeq, a predicted model, not a curated record
CGGCGGCUGACACUUCCUGUAAGGCAGGAAACCGCCGGCGGCGGCACGUCCGGGCCCCCCCCUCGAACUCCCCCAGCUCCACAACUUCCCACCGAGCCCCCCCAGACCCCACGGAGCCGAGGGGGGCACAGAGGGCCAGGCAAAGGAAGGACCCGGGUGUCCGCGGGGGUCCAAGGGGACCCCCACCCUCAGCCCUGUUCCGGGGUCCCUGCAGCGGAGUGGGCGAGGCGGGGAGGGCAAAGGGGGCCUGUGGGCUGACUGGGGAUGGAGGGACAGACACGGAGGAACAGAGGGACACGGGGAUGGGGCGGGGAGGGCUGAGGAGCGCCCCGAGCCCCCACUGACUCCCUGUCCCUCCCCAGGUGCCGCCGUCCCUCCCCGCCCCAGAGAGCGCCGCGGCCGGAGCCCCCCCGACCCCCCCGGGUUGCCCCCAUUAACCGCGACCCGGGAAGGGGCGCGUGGGAAAAGGGGCGGGGCCUCCGCACGCGGGAAUUCCCGGGCACCCAAUCGGGGCAUGGACUCCGUUCCCACGCUUCCAUUGACUAAUCCCUGGGUGCGAGUCUCCGCUACAACUGGGGGGGGGCUGGGGGGGCUGGGUGGCUGGAGAGGUGCCAGAGACCCCCAGGAGGGUCCUAAGGAGUCCCUGAGAGUCCCUUGGGGUUCCUGAGGGUUACGGGGGUGUUCCCUAGGGGGGAUCAGGGGUAUCCCGGGGGGUCUCAGGGGGGUCCUAGCUAGUCCCUAGGGGCCUCAGGGGGGAAUAGAGGGGUCCCAAGGAGUCUCAGAGGGGUCCUAAGGAGUCUCGGGGCGAUCCCUGGGGGUCCAGGGGGGGCCAUGCAGUCCGACGACCUCUUCCUCCGCAAGAUGCGGGGCCCCUCGGCCCGGCCGCCCCCACCCCCCGCUCCCCCCAGCGCGGCCGGGGGGGCCCCCUUGUCCCCCACGUCCCCGGGGGGGGCCGCCCCCCUGCAGCGCAGCAGCAGCGAGGCGGCCCUUGCGGGGUCCCCGGAGGAGAAGGGGUCUCCGGGGAUAGUGUUCCCUCGGGCCCGCACCCAGAGCCACGAGGAGGCGGCCGGGGGGGGCAGCCCCACGUCCCCCCGCUUCCGCGACCCUCUGCUGCUCUUGGGACUUGCGGCCGGCGGGGGGGACCCCGAUUUCUUCCCCCACCCCCCCUGGAGCCCCCUCCUCGCUCACUACGACGUGCAGAGCAUCCUCUUCGACCCGGCCGAGCCCCCCACGGCCGACCCGGGCCCCACCUCGGGGGCUUCCGCCGCCCACCUGGAGCCCGAGGAGCCCCCCGGGCCCCACGGGGCUUCUCCCGACCCCGAGGCCCUGGUGCUGAGCUGUCCCCGCUUCUGCUGCGAGACGGGGGGAGAGCAGGAGCCAGGGCUGGGCCCCCCCCGCGGCCCCCCCGGGCCCGGGCAGCUGCCGAAUGCAGCGGUCGCGGUGCUGGAGGAGCCCCCGGCGGGGGCGCGACCCCCCCACCCCAUCGAGCACAGCGACGACGGCGCCGAGUACUAUCGCAAGUACUUCUAUGGGAAAGAGCACCAGAACCUGCUGGGUGAGGACCCCCGGCUGGGGCCCGUGGCCGUGUCCCUUCGGCGGGAGGAGAAGGAGGGACCUCGGGCCCAGGUGCUGCACAGGAUCAUCCUGCGCACCUGCCAGCCACGGACGCUGCGGGGGUCGGUUCUGGAGGAGGCGCUGCCCCCCGGCUCUCGCCCCUCUGGGGCGCGGGGGGUCCCCCCCCGGAAGCUGCUGGAGCUGGUGCUGCCUGGGCUGGUGGUGGGGGGGCUGCGCCUCGCCCCCUCCCCCGCCGUGCAGGAGACCCUCCUCAAGCUGGACGAGCAGGGGGUGAGCCGGCAGCGCAAGGUGGGGGUGCUGUACUGCCAGCGGGGGCAGGGCUCCGAGGAGGAGAUGUACAACAACGAGGAGCCCGGCCCUGCCUUCGAGCAGUUCCUGGCGCUGCUGGGCACCCGCGUGAGGCUGCGCGGCUUCGCGGGGUACCGGGCACAGCUGGACACCCGCACUGACUCCACGGGGACCCACUCGCUGUACACGACGUACCACGGCUACGAGGUGAUGUUCCACGUGAGCACCAUGCUGCCCUUCACUCCCCGCAACCCCCAGCAGCUGCUGCGGAAGCGCCACAUCGGGAACGACAUCGUGACAAUCGUGUUCCAGGAGCCGGGGGCACGGCCCUUCUCCCCCCGUGCCCUGCGCAGCCACUUCCAGCACAUCUUCAUCGUGGUGCGGGUGCACGAGCCGUGCACCCCCCACACCACCUACAGUGUGGCGGUGGUGCGGCCGGAGGAGACCCCCCCGUUCGGGCCGGCGCUGGCGGCAGGGCAGCGUUUCCUGGGGGGCGCAGGGCUGCGCCCGUUCCUGCUGGCCAAGGCCAUCAACGGGGAGAACGCGGCGGCGCGGGGGGGCCGCCUGGGGGCCAUGGCCGCGCGCACCCGCCGCCAGUACCUGCAGGAGCUGCUGCGCGCCCACGGCGGGGGGGCCCCGCUGCCCGCGCCCCCCCGGGGGCUGCCCGCGCUCGGGGGACGCCGCCGGGGGGGCGCGGGGCGCGCGGGGGGCGCGGCGGUGGCGGGGGCGCUGGUGUGGGGGGCGCGCGCGCAGGGGGGGCCCGGGGGGGCCGAGGUGCCGUGUCUGCUGGGGGUAGCGGCGGAGAGGGUGGUGGUGGUCGCCGCGCCACCCGGGGCGGUCACCGACCGGUCCGGGGGGCUCGCCCUCAACCCGGGGAAUCCCCCCCGUGACCAAGGGACGGUCGACCCCCACUCAAGGGCGAUCGCCCCUCAGCCGGGGAAGUUUCCCCCAAACCCAGGGGUGCUCCCCCCACACCCAGGGGAGCCCCCCACCCACUCAGGAACGGUCACCCCCCACCUAGGGACGGUUGCCCCACAGCAAGGGGAACCCCCACGUAACGCAGGGAUGGCCGCGCCCCCCCCAGGGGACGCUGCCCCCCACCCGGGGACAGUCGCCCUCCCCCCCGGGGUGCUGUUCAGCUGCGCCUGCCGGGACGUGCUGGGCUGGGGGUUCGCCGAGGGGCGCCUUGAGAUCUUCUAUGGGGCGGGCGAGUGGCUGGGGCUGCGGCUGCCCCACGGCGCUGCCCCACAGGUGGUGGCCAGGCUCCAGGCGGUAACGCGGGGGUGCGAGGCGCGGGAGCUGGCGCUGCCGCGGGGGGCCGGGGGCCGCCGGGGGUUCCGCGUGGACCCCUCGGGGGUCGUGACGGCCGUGACGCGGUUCUCCUUCGCCGAGACUGCGGGGCUGCGGCCCGGGACGCGGCUGCUGCGCGUGGGACACCGUCCCCUUCCCCGCGGGGACCCCCGGCUGCUGCGGGCGCUGCUGCGGCGCCCCUCGGGCCCCCUGACGCUGCUGCCCCCCGACCGCGACGGGCGGCCCCGGCGGAGUUUCUCGGAGCUCUACGCCCGCUCGCUGGAGCAGGGCCGGGGCACAGGGGGGGACCCUGGGAUCGGGGACCUUGGAGGGGAUAUCGGGGACACCAGCAGCGACUCAGGGGGAGACAGCGACAGGGGGGAUCAUGGGGUGGGCCCAGGGGGGCUGCACCCCGACACUCUACAGCUCCUGCGCUCGCUGGCACUGGACGAGGAGAGCACCCCCUUUCCCCCUGGGGGUGGCCCCCCCAGCCCGGGGACCCUCAGGAGCCCGACCGGAUGCCCCCCCAGCCCGCCCCCCCUGGCUGACCCCACGCCUGACCUGUUGCUGCCGCACCACAGCCCCCCCCAGUCCGGUGACCCGUCUCUCUGUGCCCCUGCUGACCCCCCCUGUCCUCAGGGUCCCUCUCUGGAUGCUGGUGGUCCUGCGGCCCCCCCCGAGCCCAGCCCCCCCCCGGGCCCCUCGCUGCAGCACUCCCUGGGCAGGCUGCUGUCGGGGUCUGGGGAGCCCCAGGAGGAGGAGUGGGAGCUCAUCGCCCGCCUGGCCACGGCCUGCAGUGGGGUCCUGGAGGCCAUCGCCCGGGGGGGGCAUCAGCUCCGAGAGCCCCCCAACAUCGGGGUCCAGCAGAGCCUGAGCCCAGUGGUCCCUGAGGAUGAGUCCCGGAGCCUCUCAGAGAAGGUGGCGCAACUGGAGGCGGCGCUGAAGCGGCUGCAGGAGGGUCUGCAGGAGGGCCACGAAGUGCAGCAGCGGCUCCAGGCUGAGCUCCGGGGGCUCCGUCGCAGCACCCGGCGGCUGCAGCAGGGCCAGGAGGACGCGAACGCGCGGCUCAGCCGGGUCACGCGGCUGCUGCACCCCCCCGGGGACCCCCCGAGUCCCCUGACACCCCCCAACAGCCCCCGGGGGGGACCCCCUGACCUCUCCGGGGAUCCCCUGACAUCCCCCAACACCCCUUGAGACCCCCCGGGGAGACCCUCUGACAUCUGUGGGACUCCACAGGACUCCGGGACUGCGGCAGCCCCCUGGCAUGGGGGCACCUGCACAUGGCAUGGUCAGGUGGGCAGAGUCACCUCGGGCACACUCACCUGGGCACUCACCCUGAACACGCUGCACACACGUUGGGCACACUCACCCUGGGCCCACUCGCUGUGGGCACACUCACUGUGGGCACACUCUCACCCUGGGCACGCUCACCUGUGCGCACUGACUGCAGUCACAUGCCAUGAACACGCCGUGCACACUCGUGUCCUGUGCACACCAUCCCCGUGCCACACACGCUCACAGCCGCGCACACCGAUCCUGCGGCCCCUGCCCGCUCACACCUCGCUCACACGCCUGGCACAAGCCAAUGGCGCCCGCUGCAGGCCGAUGGUGUCCAUCCCACACACGCUCACCCCCCUUGCACACCCCCCCUUUGCACACUCACCCUGUGCACACCCACCCUGUGCACACUCACAGCCCCCCAUCUGCCCCCACUAACUGUGAAACUGAAGCUGUGACUCCCUCCCAUGUCCCCCCAAUGUGACACUGGACCCUACACGUGUCCCUCCAUGUCCCCUCCAUGUGACACUGGACUCCCCUGCCCCAUCCCCCUGGGACACUCCCCUGGCCUCAUCUCCCCUCAAGGGGACACUGGAAACUGCCCCAAAGGGGAUGUGCUGGGGCCACACUGAUCCCCCCAACAAUAAAAUCCUUUGGCCUCA